AUGUCCACUAUCCCAGACCAUAUUCAACAGGAGGCAGACAGAGCAACAGCUGAAGCGACAGGUCCCAUCCUGAUGGGGUCCCAUUUGGUGACCGUCUGGCUGUGGUUCUGCCUGUCUCUCACCGCCACGUCCAUCUCACACAGCGGCUACCACUUCCCCCUGCUGCCCUCCCCAGAGGCACACAAUUUCCACCAUGUGAAGUUUAACCAGUGCUACGGUGUGAUGGGGGUUCUGGACCGUCUCCAUGGGACAGACGAGCAGUUCCGCCACAACAAGGCGUACGAUCGCCACGUCACGCUGCUGGGUCUGACUCCGCUAUCCUGGUCCAUCCCAGACAACCCAAGGCGAGCAAGGAGACCCUGGCCUGUCACAAGACGUCUUGCCAAAUGUCUAGCCAUGGCCCCAUGUCAUGUGGUCAGACUCAAGACAAUAACCAAGUGCCAAUGGGGAAGACAGAGUAAUUCACUAAGGAGUCUUUAA
Branchiostoma belcheri (Belcher's lancelet) is the source of this 480-nucleotide messenger RNA. RefSeq names its product fatty acid hydroxylase domain-containing protein 2-like. The record is from RefSeq and is a predicted model, not a curated record. Lineage: Eukaryota; Metazoa; Chordata; Leptocardii; Amphioxiformes; Branchiostomatidae. The coding region runs from base 1 to 480 and encodes 159 amino acids. Gene Ontology annotation, biological process: sterol biosynthetic process. Gene Ontology annotation, molecular function: iron ion binding; C-4 methylsterol oxidase activity. The transcript is spliced from 3 exons.